AUGCCUGGCGUAGAACUUGAAUUGAAAUUCACUCGUCUGACCGAAAAUGCGUUUGCUCCAACGAAAGGUUCUGAAAAAGCUGCUGGUUAUGAUUUGAAGAGCGCUUACAAUUAUACAGUACCGGCACGCGGUAAGGAAUUAGUGAAGACAGAUUUACAGAUUGAACUUCCUUCUGGGUGUUACGGUAGAGUAGCGCCUCGAUCUGGACUGGCUGUGAAAAAUUUCAUCGAUGUGGGAGCUGGUGUCAUUGAUGAAGAUUACAGAGGGAAUGUAGGUGUAGUCAUCUUCAAUCAUUCGGACCAAGAAUUUGUAAUUAACAAAGGUGAUAGGAUUGCCCAAUUGAUUUGUGAAAGGAUUUACUAUCCAGUUCUCAAAGAAGUAACUAAUUUGUCUGAAACCAAUAGGGCCGAUGGAGGAUUUGGAUCUACAGGGAAAUGA
Messenger RNA from Spodoptera littoralis (African cotton leafworm), 438 nucleotides. Lineage: Eukaryota; Metazoa; Arthropoda; Insecta; Lepidoptera; Noctuidae. The record is from the annotation of a GenBank genome assembly.